This is a messenger RNA of Malus domestica (apple), 2310 nucleotides long. The record is from RefSeq and is a predicted model, not a curated record. NCBI's taxonomy places the organism in Eukaryota, Viridiplantae, Streptophyta, Magnoliopsida, Rosales, Rosaceae.
GCUCACUCUCUGCGCUCCGCUCUCACUCACAGUCUCAGUCUCUCCCUCACACACACUCUCACAAACAGUCUCGGCCAUCAAUAGCUUGAUUGAGGAAGCCAUUGUUCAAGCUGAGAGAAAGGGUGCCAAAGUUAUAACUUAUAACUGUCCAACUCCAAGGCGUUUUCUGCAAUCCGCCGCUUGUGCCAAGCGACCAAGCGACCAAGCGACAGCAACGGAGAAGCACAGAGGAGGAGGAUGGAGAGUAAAGUGGAAGUAGACGAAGCGCCGCAGCCGGAGCUCCAAUCCACCGCCGCGCAGCCAUCACCGGCCUCUUGAAUCAGGAGGCACUAGAGUAAAUUUGCAACGCCAAAACCCUAAUUGAAGACUUGUCUCAUUUUCUCACUUUGGUAGUCUGGUUUGGUUUCCAUCGAAUCGAAUAUUUUCGGAAGGGAAUUCUCCCAUUUCGAACAAGCAGCAGCAGCAAUGAGCAAAUCACAAGGUUUCUCGUCGUCACGUCUCAUCGUGAAACAAGGCAUUAAGAAACCCAGCAAAGCCCCACUCCCCUUGGCCCGGAAAAUCUCCACUCGGCCACACUUUCCCGCCACCCCUCAGCCACCGAAAUGGUCGUUUUCUAGCAAGAUCCCUUAUUCAACAGUGUCAUCCAGAGCGGCCCAAGACCUUCUGGCGGAGGUGGAGAGAGAAAAGCAGAGAGAACGAGAGCAGAGGAAGAGGGUGGGGCUGGACACCAAAGACAUUGACCGAGAAGAUGAGGAGGACUACAUGGGCGUUAUGCCAUUGAUCGAGAAGCUCGAGAAGGAGAAGCUCAAGGACACCGGAGACUUGAACUUGUACGAGGAGCCCACCGAUUCCGAUAGUGACGAAGACGAUGAGAGGUUCACUCCUGAUGCCGUCAAGAAGAGGUUUGAUGAGUUUCAGAGGAAGUUCACACGCCACGAGGAGUUGCUCAACAACUUCACCGAGGCUGAGACACUUGAUGAUGCUUAUAAAUGGAUGAAUAAAAUUGACAAGUUUGAGCAAAAACAUUUCCGCCUUCGCCCCGAAUAUAGGGUCAUUGGUGAGUUGAUGAACCGUCUCAAAGUAGCUGAGGGAAAGGACAAAUUCAUCCUCCAGCAGAAACUAAACAGGGCUAUGAGAUUGGUGCAGUGGAAGGAAGCCUACGAUCCAAACAAUCCUGCCAAUUAUGGAGUCAUCCAACAUGAGCAAGUGGAGCCCUCAGUUGAUUUAUUGGAACAUGCUGGGUUUGAAAAACAAAAGCAAAUUAUACAAGGAGUUGACGACGACAACGAAGAAGAAUUUAAUGACAUGAAGGAGAAAGAUGACAUACUGUUAGAGAAGCUUAAUGCCAUUGACAAAAAACUCGAAGAGAAGCUAGCAGAGUUAGAUCAUACAUUCGGGAAGAAGGGUAAGGUUCUAGAGGAAGAGAUCAGAGACCUAGCAGAGGAAAGAAAUGAUUUGACAGAGAAGAAGAGGAGACCUCUCUACAGGAAAGGGUUUGAUGUUAAAUUAAUCAAUGUGAACCGAACUUGUAAAGUAACAAAGGGGGGGCAAGUGGUCAAGUACACUGCCAUAUUAGCUUGUGGCAAUUAUCAUGGUGUUGUUGGUUAUGCUAAAGCAAAAGGCCCAGCAGUCCCUAUCGCUCUUCAGAAGGCAUAUGAGAAAUGCUUUCAGAAUCUCCACUACAUUGAACGACACGAGGAGCAUACAAUUGCGCAUGCAAUACAAACAAGUUAUAAAAAAACAAAGGUGUAUCUCUGGCCUGCACCCACUAGGACAGGUAUGAAAGCAGGAAGAACUGUUGAAACCAUUCUAAACUUAGCUGGUUUCAAAAAUGUUAAGUCUAAGGUUGUAGGCUCAAGGAAUCCUUAUAACACAGUCAAGGCUCUCUUCAAAUCCCUUAAUGCGAUUGAAACUCGAAAGGAUGUUCAAGAUAAGUUUGGCCGCACUGUUGUUGAGAAGUACCUUCUGUGACCGAUGUGCUUUAUGGAAUAAUUCUUUAGGCCGUCUCAAAGUUUUGCACCCCUUUCGUUUCUCCUUUCACACUAUUGGUAAAAUAAUGCUAGGGAGCUUAAAUUUGUAGACAAAAGUUUGCACACUAAAUGUUAUGGAAGUUAAUGAUUGGUUACUUGGUAAAUCUUUUUGAAAAAGGAACAUGAGUGGUUCUUUCAAGAGUCACUCAACAUCAGUGGUUCUUUCAAGAGUCACUCGUCUGUUUAAGACCCACAAAGGAACACUUUACCUAGUGAUUCUUGAUUCGUCUUGGAUGAAAAGUUUAAAAUGUGAAAAAUGAUUUUCACAUAUUUUGUUUUC